Molecule: messenger RNA, 1137 nt
Organism: Dovyalis caffra
Lineage: Eukaryota; Viridiplantae; Streptophyta; Magnoliopsida; Malpighiales; Salicaceae
Source: the annotation of a GenBank genome assembly
AUGGUUAAACCUUGUUGGAGACCUUGUGUGGAGGAUGAUGCCACUGGCACUGGGAAGGUUGAUGGGUUGCUGUGGUAUAAGAAUUUGGGGAACCAUGUUUAUGGACAGUUCUCAAUGGCUGUAAUUCAAGCCAAUACCUUGAUAGAGGAUCAAAGCCAACUUGAAUCGGGCCCUUUUACUUCAACUAAUUCAGGUCCACAGGGAACUUUUGUUGGAGUGUAUGAUGGACAUGGAGGAACUGAGGCUUCAAAGUUUAUCAACCACAACCUUUUCUCCAAUUUCAAAAAAAUUGUUUCUGAGCAACAAGAUGUUUCAGAAACUGUUAUCAAGAAGGCUUUUGCAGCUACAGAAGAGGAUUUUCUUUCUCUUGUGAAAAAGCAGUGGCUCAGUAAUCCCCAUAUGGCAUCUGUGGGAUCCUGUUGUUUGGUGGGAGUCAUAUGCAAUGGACUAUUAUAUAUUGCAAAUGCUGGAGACUCCCGAGUGGUUCUAGGAAGAGCAGAAAGAGGAACCAGGGAAGUUAAAGCAGUACAAUUAUCUACGGAUCACAAUGCUAAUAUAGAAUCUGUGAGAGAUGAACUCCGGUCUUUGCACCCCAAUGAUUCACAGAUUGUUGUCCAGAAGUACAAAGUUUGGCGCGUGAAAGGCAUCAUACAGGUUUCAAGAUCCAUAGGAGAUGGCUAUCUUAAAAGGUCAGAGUUCAACCGAGAGCCUCUACAGUCAAAGUUUAGACUGCCUGAAGCUUUCCACAAGCCAAUCCUUAGUCCAGAGCCAGAAAUACUAGUGCGCAAACUCCAACCAGGAGAUCAAUUCCUAAUAUUUGCUUCUGACGGUCUAUGGGAGCAUCUUAGCAAUCAGGAGGCUAUUGACAUUAUCCAAAAUUUCCCACGGAACGGAAUCGCCAAGAGACUUGUUAAAGCUGCACUUCGGGAAGCAGCUAAGAAAAGAGAGAUGAGGUACACAGAUUUGAAAAAGAUUGAACGAGGGGUCAGGAGACAUUUUCAUGAUGAUAUUAGUGUCAUAGUUGUGUAUAUAGACUCUCAUUUGAUCAAUAGAAGUUCCACCAGUAGCCACCCCUUUUCGAUAGGAGGAAAAAGCAUCCCCACUGUAUACAAAUCGGUGCAAGAUUCUAGUGUUUGA